CAUUCAUUGGGCAGGAAUCAUGGAUCUUGAUGUGAUCGGAGAUGGUGUUCAGAAAGUGUGUUCUGAAGACUGGAACAAGGAAGAAAAGGAACAGAGUAACAUUAAGUCAGUCACACAGAUAUUCAAUGAAACGAGGAACUCACAAUUGGAACUUACCCAGAUGCAGAGUAACAUGGCCCAAAUGUUCACCGAAAUAAAAAACUCAAAGUCUGACUUCAAAAUGGAUCGCUCUCAGAUGAAAGACAAAAUUACCCAGAUGUUUGGUGAAAUAAGCAACUCCCAGACUGAUAUCAAGACCAAACUGUCACGGAUGAAGGAUAACAUUGCAGUGAGGCUUGGCGAACUAAGGAACCUCCAGGUUGAUUGCAAAAUGGAUCUUUCACAUCUGAGGCAAGACAUGACAGAGAUGUUCACCAAUGUCAGUAACUCGCAGGACCAUACCAAGUUGGAACUUUCCCAGAUGAAAGCUAAUAUUACAGGAAUUUCAAAGGAGAUGAGAAACUCACACAAUGGUAUCAUGACCCAACUUUCACAGCUGACUAAUGUUACCAGAAUGUCCGAAGAUGCAAGGCGUUCCCAGGCUGAUUUUAGGAUGAACGUUCCUGAGAUGAAGAGUAACAAAAAGUAUGGUCUUAGGGAAUUUGAGGCAGAGAGUAAAAAUGAACCAAUGGAGGAGGAGACUGUGACCGUGCAGGAAAUAAAUAGCGUGGUCGAGGCUAUAGGUCUACAGACUUGCCUGGGAGCUCAGCGGGAGAGAGAGGACCUGAUGGAAAGGAGACACAGAGAUCAUAAACAGUUAAAAAAAAAAGUGACGUUACAGGAAAAGCCGUAA
Rhincodon typus (whale shark) is the source of this 832-nucleotide messenger RNA. RefSeq lists its product as uncharacterized. The coding region runs from base 20 to 832 and encodes 270 amino acids. The transcript has 9 exons. The record is from RefSeq and is a predicted model, not a curated record. Lineage: Eukaryota; Metazoa; Chordata; Chondrichthyes; Orectolobiformes; Rhincodontidae.